Molecule: messenger RNA, 6045 nt
Organism: Elephantulus edwardii (Cape elephant shrew)
Lineage: Eukaryota; Metazoa; Chordata; Mammalia; Macroscelidea; Macroscelididae
Gene: APC2
Product: adenomatosis polyposis coli 2
Biological process (GO): negative regulation of canonical Wnt signaling pathway; nervous system development; positive regulation of protein catabolic process
Cellular component (GO): beta-catenin destruction complex; catenin complex; cytoplasmic microtubule
Molecular function (GO): beta-catenin binding; gamma-catenin binding; microtubule binding
Source: RefSeq, a predicted model, not a curated record
AUGACGAGCUCUGUGACCUCCUACGAGCAGCUGGUGCGGCAGGUGGAGGCCUUGAAGGCCGAGAACAGCCACCUGAGGGCGGAGCUUCGGGACAACUCCAGUCACCUGUCCAAGCUGGAGACGGAGACAUCGGGCAUGAAGGAGGUGCUGCAGCGUCUCCAGGGAAAGCUGGAACAGGAGGCCCGGGCCCUGGUGUCCUCAGGCCAAACUGGGCUUCUGGAGCAGCUGAAAGCCCUGCAAAUGGACAUCUCCAGCCUGUAUAACCUCAAGUUCCAGCCACCAGCACUGGGCCCUGAGGCCCCUGCCCGGAGCCCUGAAGGAAGCCCCCUGCACAGCUCUGUGCCCUCAAAGGAUGGUGUUGGGGAGCUGAGCCGGGCCACAAUCCGCCUGCUAGAGGAGCUGGACCGGGAACGGUGCUUCCUGCUCAAUGAGAUAGAGAAGGAGGAAAAGGAGAAGCUGUGGUAUUAUUCCCAACUGCAGAGCUUGUCCAAGCGCCUGGAUGAGCUGCCGCACGUGGAGACGCAGUUCUCGAUGCAGAUGGACCUGAUCCGGCAGCAGCUGGAAUUCGAGGCGCAGCACAUCCGUUCGCUGAUGGAGGAGCGCUUCGGCACCUCGGACGAGAUGGUGCAGCGCGCGCAGAUCCGUGCAUCGCGCCUGGAGCAGAUCGACAAGGAGCUUCUGGAGGCGCAGGACCGCGUGCAGCAGACAGAGCCGCAGGCUCUCCUGGCGGUGAAGCCAGUGCCAGUGGAUGAGGACCCUGAGGUGGAGAUCCCCACGCACCCCGAAGAUGGUGCACCUCAACCGGGGAACAGCAAGGUGGAGGUGGUCUUUUGGCUGCUGUCUAUGCUGGCAACGCGCGACCAGGAGGACACGGCGCGCACGCUGCUGGCCAUGUCCGGCUCCCCCGAAAGCUGCGUGGCCAUGCGCCGCUCGGGUUGCCUGCCGUUGCUGCUGCAGAUCCUGCACGGCGCUGAGGCGGGUCCAGGGGCUGGGGGCGUGGGGACCCCCGGGGCGCCAGGCGCCAAGGACGCGCGCAUGCGCGCCAACGCGGCGCUGCACAACAUCGUCUUCUCACAGCCAGACCAAGGCCUGGCACGCAAGGAGAUGCGCGUGCUGCACGUGCUGGAGCAGGUCCGCGCCUACUGUGAGACCUGCUGGGACUGGCUGCGCGCACGCGACGGCGGCCCAGAGGCGGGCGUGCCCUGGUCCACAGCCCCGGUCCCCAUUGAGCCUCAGAUCUGCCAGGCCACCUGUGCCAUCAUGAAGCUGUCUUUUGAUGAGGAGUACCGCCGGGCCAUGAACGAGCUGGGUGGGCUGCAGGCUGUGGCUGAGCUGCUACAGGUGGACUUUGAAAUGCACAAGAUGACCCGAGACCCUCUCAACCUUGCCCUGCGUCGCUACGCUGGCAUGACCCUCACCAACCUCACCUUUGGGGAUGUCGCCAACAAGGCCACCCUGUGUGCGCGCCGGGGCUGCAUGGAGGCCAUUGUGGCCCAGCUGGGCUCAGAGAGCGAGGAGCUCCACCAGGUGGUUUCCAGCAUCCUGCGAAACCUGUCCUGGCGUGCAGACAUCAACAGCAAGAAGGUGCUCAGAGAGAUCGGGAGCAUGGCGGCUCUGAUGCAGUGUGUCCUCCGGGCCACCAAGGAGUCCACGCUGAAGAGCGUGCUCAGCGCCCUGUGGAACCUGUCGGCACACAGCACGGAGAACAAGGCCGCCAUCUGCCAGGUGGACGGCGCCCUGGGCUUCCUGGUCAGCACGCUGACCUACAAGUGCCAGAGUAACUCGCUGGCCAUCAUCGAGAGCGGCGGCGGCAUCCUGCGCAACGUGUCCAGUCUCGUGGCCACCCGCGAGGACUACAGGCAGGUGCUCCGCGACCACAACUGCCUGCAGACGCUACUGCAGCACCUGACCUCGCACAGCCUGACCAUCGUGAGCAACGCGUGUGGCACGCUCUGGAACCUGUCUGCGCGCAGCCCGCGCGACCAGGAGCUGCUGUGGGACCUGGGCGCCGUGGGCAUGCUGCGCAACCUGGUGCACUCCAAGCACAAGAUGAUCGCCAUGGGCAGCGCCGCGGCGCUGCGCAACCUGCUGGCCCACCGACCCGCCAAGUACCAGGCCGCCGCCAUGGCCGUGUCGCCUGGCACCUGUGUGCCCAGCCUCUACGUGCGCAAGCAGAGGGCGCUGGAGGCGGAGCUGGACGCCCGGCACUUGGUGAAGGCGCUGGACCUGGACAAGGAGAGCCUGUCCGAGGCCGUGCCCCCCACCAAGAAGCCCCUGGCGCCCCUGCGCCUCCUGGACGGGCCGGCCCAGGACUACGCCUCCGACUCGGGCUGCUUCGACGACGAGGACGCUCCGUCUCUGGGGGCCGGAGCCAGCGCCACCACUGACGCCCCCCGUCCCGCCGGGGCGCCCCUCUUCCUUCAGGGUCCGGCGCUGGCCCGCACGCCCCCGCCGCGCCGGGGCCCGGAGCCUGAGGAGGCGGCCAAGGCCAGGCUGGCGCUGGCCGUGGCGCGCAUCGGCCGGCUGGUGGAGGACAUCUCCGCGCUGCACACGUCGUCCGACGACAGCUUCAGCCUUAGCUCGGCCGGCGACCCGGGCCAGGAGACCCCGCUGCCGCCUCGGGAGGCGCGCGCCCAGUCCUGCUCGCCCAGCCGGGGGCGCGACGGGCCUCGGAGGGAGGCGGCCAGCCGGGCCCACCCUCUGCUGCGGCUCAAGGCGGCGCACGCCAGCCUGUCCAACGACAGUCUCCACAGCGACAGCACCAGUGACGGCUACUGCCCGCAGGAGCACAUGCGGCCCUGCUCACUGGCCGCGCUGGCCGAGCCCCGCCAGGACGCCUCAGGCCCCGCCAGGCCCUCACGGCUCCGCCUGGAGCCUCCGGGCGCUGAGCCCCUGGGCCGGGAGCCCGCCGACGGCCGCGUGCGCACCAUCAAACUGUCGCCCUCCUACCAGCACGUGCCGCUGCUGGAGGGCAUGGCCAGGGCGGGCGCCGUGCCCGCCGCGCGCACGCAGGCCUGGCUGCCCACCGAGGGCCCCGCCUCUGAGAUGCCACCCACGCUGGCGGCGGGGGACACGGCGGCGCUCUGCUUGUCACGCUGCAGCUCGCUGUCGUCGCUGUCUUCCGCGGGGCGCGCGGGGCCCAGCGAGGACGAGGGGCAGGAUGACAGCGACUCAUCCUUGGAGGCACUGGAGGAGGCCGGGCCUGAGCGGGCUUCCGGGGCGGCGUGGCGGGCGCCCGGGGCCUCGCUGCCCGUGGCCAUUCCGGCGCCCCGUCGGGGCCGCAGCCGAGGCCUGGGCGCGGAGGACGCCACGCCAUCCAGCUCGUCCGAGAACUACGUGCAGGAGACACCGCUGGUGCUGAGCCGCUGCAGUUCGGUCAGCUCCCUGGGCAGCUUCGAGAGCCCGUCCAUCGCCAGCUCGGUGCCCAGCGAGCCGUGCAGUGGCCUGGGUAGCGGCACCGUGAGCCCCAGUGAGCUGCCCGACAGCCCUGGGCAGACCAUGCCGCCCAGCCGCAGCAAGACGCCGCCGGCCGCGGGUCCGGGCCCAGGCGAGCGCGGCGGGGCUGCCAGCCAGUUCUGCCUGCAGUGGGAGAGCUACGUGAAGCGAUUCCUGGACAUCGCCGACUGCCGCGAGCGCUGCCGCCUGCCGUCCGAGUUGGACGCGGGCAGCGUGCGCUUCACGGUGGAGAAGCCGGACGAGAACUUCUCGUGCGCCUCCAGCCUGAGCGCGCUGCCCCUGCACGAGCACUACGUGCAGCAGGACGUGGAGCUGCGCCUGCUGCCGCCCGUGCGUCCCGAGCGCGGCGGCUUCGCUGGACACAGGCGGCCAGAUGAGGCGGCCGCGAGGCCGGAGGGUUCAGCACCAGCCGCCCCUCGUGCGGGGCCGCCCGCCGCAGCCGCCAGCUCAGAGCUGGAGCUGCUGCGCGCCUGCCUAGGGGCCGCGGUGCCGGCGCGCGUGCGCAAAGUGGCUUCGGCCCUGGUGCCUGGGCGCCACCGGGCGCUGCCCGUGUACAUGCUGGUGCCCGCGCCCGCGCGUGGGGAAGACUCGGGCAGCGACUCGGCCGAGGGCACCCCAGUCAACUUCUCCAGCGCGGCCUCGCUCAGCGACGAGACACUUCAAGGGCCGCCACGAGAGCGGCCCAGUGGGCGCCGGGACAGGCAAACGCCAGCCGGCCGCUCCACCUCCUCCAGGCAGGCCUCCAGGCAGCGGCACCGAGUUGGGGACGGCCGGAACGCCGAGCAGACCCGUGGGAAGGGCAGGAGCCGAGCAGGCCUGGAGCUGCCCCUCAGCCGCCCGUCCAGUGCCCGCUCAGACCUGGACGGGCAGUGCCCUGGCCGGGCACGCGGCGAGGGGGCCCUGCAGUCGCUGUGCCUCACCACGCCCACCGAGGAGGCCGUGUACUGCUUCUACAACGAUUCAGAGGACGAGCCUCCAGCGCCCGCGCCCGAGCCCCCGCGCCGCACCUCCGCCAUCCCGCGUGCCCUCAAGAGGGAGCGCCCAGCGGGCAGGAAGGAGACGCCCAAGGCCGCCCCGCAGGCCGCGCGGGCGCACCCAAGCCUCAUCGCCGACGAGACGCCGCCCUGCUACUCCCUGAGUUCGUCCGUGAGCUCCCUCAGCGAGCCCGAGCCUGAGCCGAGCGCGCGCAGGCCCGGCGGACAGGCCGAAGGGUCGCCCGGCCCCAGGCGCCCGCAGCCCCGGCGGAAGCCCGGAGCGGCCCAGACAGCGGCUGAAGUGGCCCGGGAGCGUCGGGAGGAGGCGGCGGGCUCCGAUCGCGGCGCCUCGGAUCUGGACAGCGUCGAGUGGCGCGCCAUCCAGGAGGGUGCCAACUCUAUCGUCACCUGGCUGCACCAGGCGGCCGCCGCUGCUGCCACCCGUGACGUCGGAAGCGACUCUGCCCCACCCUACGCUCCUGUGCCCGGCGCUGACGGGAAGGGCCGGCGUCCGCGAGCCGAGGGCCGGGCGGGCAGCGCGGGGCCACAGGAGAGACGGGCAGCUGCUGACCGCGGUGGCCCCGAGGAGCCUCGAAGUGCGCCUAAGGCGACGUCCGCCGUGCCCGCCGUGCUGCGGGGCCGGACGGUCAUCUACAUGCCCAGCGCGGCUCCCCGGGGACAGCUCAGAGGCACGCCUGGGCCCCGCGCUGGCCCGCGGAAGCCGGGGCCACAGAGCCCCGCACAGACCCCCGCCUCCCACCUGCCUCCUGGCGCCGGGCCCGCGCGCUCCCGCAGUCUGCACAGGCCAGGCAAGAUCUCGGAGCCGGCGCAGCGCAGCGCCCCGCAGAGGAGCUCCACGCCCCCCGCGCGCCUGGUCAAGACGCCCUCGUCCGGGUCCUCGCAGAGCUCCCCAGCAGGCCCGCAGCCGCCGCGGAAAAGCCCCCUGAACGCCCCGCCAGGGCCCCUGCCAGGGCCCGGGGCCUCCUCGCCAGUGCCCAAGACGCCGGCGCGCGCGCUGCUUGCCAAGGCGCACAAGACGCAGAAGUCGCCAGUGCGCAUCCCGUUCAUGCAGAAGCCCGCCCGGGACGGUGCGCGCCGCGGCAGCGAUGGCGAAGCGCGCGCCUUGCCCAGGGUAGCCGCGCCUGGCACCACGUGGAGGCGCAUCCGCGAUGAGGACGUACCGCACAUCCUGCGCAGCACGCUGCCCGCCUCUGCCCUACCGCUGGUGGGCGCGGGGGCGACUGAAGGGACUCCGCCACGCAAGACGAGCGACGCUGUAGUUCAGACUGAGGACGUCGUGGCGGCCAAGACCAACUCCAGCACGUCUCCGAGCCUGGAGAGCAGGGAGCUGCCCCAGAGCCCGGGAGGCCCAGGCCCUCUGGGCAGCGACGUGGACGGUCUCAGUCCGCCAAAGGCGCCGCCUGCCGUGCCCUUUGCCCAUGAGGGUCUGGGCGUGCCCACGGGGGGUUUCCCUGCCAGCCGCCACGGCUCGCCCAGCCGUGCGGCCCGGGUGCCACCCUUCAACUACGUGCCCAGCCCUAUGGCAGCCGUCGCCACUCCGGACUCCGCGGUGGAGAAAACCCCUUCGGCGGCGCCUGCAGGCCUCCUGGAAUAG